Lodderomyces margitis is the source of this 1611-nucleotide messenger RNA. It is a transcript of the gene DBP3, whose product is annotated as RNA-dependent ATPase. The transcript has a single exon. NCBI's taxonomy places the organism in Eukaryota, Fungi, Ascomycota, Pichiomycetes, Serinales, Debaryomycetaceae. The coding region runs from base 1 to 1611 and encodes 536 amino acids. Gene Ontology annotation, biological process: rRNA processing. Gene Ontology annotation, molecular function: RNA helicase activity; RNA binding; ATP binding. Gene Ontology annotation, cellular component: nucleolus. The record is from RefSeq and is a predicted model, not a curated record.
AUGGGAUCAGAUAAGAAAAGAAAACAAGAAGAGGGGUUGAAUGGUGAUUUGCUGGAGAAGAAGAGAUUGAAGUUGGAGAAGAAAGAAGCUAAGAGGUUGGCUAAGAGGGAGAACAAAGAAAAGAAGGAAAAGAAGGAAAAGAAGGAAAACAAGGAAAAGAAGGAGAAGAAAGAAAAGAAAGAGAAGAGUGAUAAGAAGGAGAAGAAAGAGAAGAGUGACAAGAAGGAAAGUAAGAAGGAAAAUGCAACAGAUGGUGAUGGUUACAAACAAUCAUCCAAAUUAACCAAUACUCCACAAUCAACAAUCGAUGAAUUCUUAACCACUAAUGAAGUGACAAUUGAAGAUCCCCAGCACCUCCAAUACCGUCCAAUUCUCGAAUUUGAUCAAAUCAACCUUAAUCCAACCGUUGCUUCCAAAUUAACCAAAUUUGACAAGCCAACGCCUAUCCAAUCGGUAUCAUGGCCAUUUUUACUUGAUGGCAAAGAUGUAAUUGGUGUUGCUGAAACUGGGUCUGGUAAAACAUUUGCGUUUGGUGUGCCGGCAAUCAACAACAUUAUUACCCAUGGUAAUGAUCAGGAGCUUAGUGUAUUGUGUAUUUCACCCACACGUGAAUUAGCAUUGCAGAUUUAUGACAAUUUACAAGAAUUAACUCAAGGCACCCCCAUUUCUUGUGUGGCCAUUUAUGGAGGAGUUUCAAAAGAUGAUCAAGUUAAAAAGAUUAGACUGGGAGCUAAUGUAAUUGUGGCAACACCAGGUCGUUUAGUUGAUUUAAUUAAUGAUGGAGCUAUUGAUUUAAGUACGAUUAACUAUUUAGUUUUGGAUGAAGCUGAUCGUAUGUUGGAAAAGGGGUUUGAAGAAGAUAUCAAACAUAUAAUUGGAUCAACUAAUGCUCAACAAAGACAAACGUUGAUGUUUACUGCCACGUGGCCUAAAGAAGUUAGGGAGUUGGCUAAUAAUUUUAUGCACUCGCCAAUUAAAUUGACAAUUGGAGACCGUGAUGAAUUGAGUGCCAAUAAACGAAUUACGCAAAUUGUUGAAGUGUUGGAUGAUAAAUUCCAAAAAGAACUGAAGCUUAUAUCAUUGUUGAAUAAAUACCAACACACAGGAGGUGUGGAUAACAAGAUUUUGGUAUUUGCAUUGUACAAAAAGGAGGCAUCAAGAAUUGAAGCAUUAUUGCGUCGAAAUAGAUUCAAAGUGGCAGCAAUCCAUGGUGAUUUAUCACAACAACAACGUACCCAAGCACUUGGCUCAUUCAAACUGGGUGAAUGCAAUCUAUUGUUAGCUACUGAUGUAGCAGCUAGAGGGUUGGACAUUCCCAAUGUCAAGUAUGUUAUUAAUUUAACAUUCCCUUUGACUAUUGAAGACUAUGUUCAUAGAAUAGGAAGAACAGGAAGAGCAGGUCAAACUGGUGUUGCACACACGUUAUUUACUGAAGACGAGAAACAUCUUAGUGGUGCCUUGUGUAAUAUCUUGCGUGGUGCUAAUCAACCAGUGCCUGAACAAUUGUUGAAGUUUGGUGGCCAUACGAAAAAGAAGGCUCAUUCAGUAUAUGGUGCAUUUUAUAAGGACGUGGAUAUGACCAAGACGGCAAAGAAGAUUAAAUUUGAUUAA